AGUAUUUACGCUUAUCGAUUAAUCGAUUGCUGUUCAUCCAUUUGUAAACAACGACGUGGUAGCUUAAUUAGAUUUUGGAAUUAAAAAUGAACAAAUUUGUGUUACUUUUGUGUUCUUUAGUGGCCUUAAUAAGCUGCCUUAAAACAGCUCAUGGUGAAUUCACGGCGGCCGAUUGCCGGGAGCUGGGCUUUAUUAAGACACAGUUGAUGUGUUCCAAUUGUGACAAAUUGGAUGAUUUUGGCCUGGAGGCUAUUAAACCUCACUGCAAACAAUGCUGCACGCAGGAUCAGCAGCCGGCUGCGCAGCGCACCUAUGCGAAGGCAAUUCUUGAGGUUUGCACCUGUAAAUUCCGUGCCUAUCCACAAAUCCAGGCAUUUAUACAGAGCGGUCGGCCAGCAAAGUUUCCCAAUUUGCAAAUUAAAUAUGUGCGUGGCUUAGAUCCACUUGUCAAGCUGUUGGAUGCCAGUGGCAAAGUGCAAGAAACAUUGUCCAUAACCAAAUGGAAUACGGACACCGUGGAGGAGUUCUUCGAGACGCAUCUCUCAAAGGAAGGCGGCGGCAAAAGUUCUUACAGCGUCGUAGAGGAUGCUAAUGAUGAUGGCGAUGACGACUACCUGCGCACUAAUAGAAUAUGAAUAUGAAUAGAUAUAUUAUAUACCAUCAGCGAAGUAGUCAAUAAAGAU
Molecule: messenger RNA, 683 nt
Organism: Drosophila hydei
Lineage: Eukaryota; Metazoa; Arthropoda; Insecta; Diptera; Drosophilidae
Product: selenoprotein F
Exons: 3
Coding region: 87-635 (182 amino acids)
Cellular component (GO): endoplasmic reticulum lumen
Molecular function (GO): oxidoreductase activity
Source: RefSeq, a predicted model, not a curated record